This is a messenger RNA of Ceratotherium simum simum (southern white rhinoceros), 3696 nucleotides long. RefSeq names its product KIT ligand (gene KITLG). The record is from RefSeq and is a predicted model, not a curated record. Gene Ontology annotation, cellular component: plasma membrane. NCBI's taxonomy places the organism in Eukaryota, Metazoa, Chordata, Mammalia, Perissodactyla, Rhinocerotidae. Gene Ontology annotation, molecular function: stem cell factor receptor binding; cytokine activity. Gene Ontology annotation, biological process: cell adhesion; positive regulation of cell population proliferation.
UCCCGGGUCUCCUCCCCGCGCCCCGGCCCCAUCUCGCUUCCCCAGGGCUCCGGAAGGGAAGGAGGCGUGUCCGGAGCAGGCGGGAGGGAGCUAUAUAAAGGUGCUGGCGGCGCGCCGGCCCGGGCUUCACUCGCCGCCUCGCGCAGGGACUGGGAGCGCCGCGGGAGUCACGGGCCGUGGAGAGGGCGCUGCUCUCUGUCUACCCAAUGCGUGGACUAUCUGCAGCCGCUGCUCGUGCAAUAUGCUGGAGCUCCAGAACAGCUAAACGCCGUCGCCACACCGCUGCCUGGGCUGGAUCACAGCGCUGCCUUUCCUUAUGAAGAAGACACAAACUUGGAUUAUCACUUGCAUUUAUCUUCAACUGCUCCUAUUUAAUCCUCUCGUCAAAACCAAAGGGAUCUGCGAAAACCGUGUGACUGAUGAUGUGAAAGACGUGACAAAAUUGGUGGCAAAUCUUCCAAAAGACUAUAAGAUAGCCCUCAAAUAUGUCCCCGGGAUGGACAUUUUGCCUAGUCAUUGUUGGAUAAGCGAGAUGGUGGAACAAUUGUCAGUCAGCUUGACUGAUCUUCUGGACAAGUUUUCAAAUAUUUCUGAAGGCUUGAGUAAUUAUUCUAUCAUAGACAAACUUGUGAAAAUAGUGGAUGACCUUGUGGAGUGCAUGGAAGGACACUCAUAUGAGAAUGUAAAAAAAUCAUAUAAGAGCCCAGAACUCAGGCUGUUUACUCCUGAAGAAUUCUUUAGAAUUUUUAAUAGAUCCAUUGAUGCCUUCAAGGACUUGGAGAUGGUGGCAUCUAAAACUAGUGAAUGUGUGGUGUCUUCAACAUUAAGUCCUGAAAAAGAUUCCAGAGUCAGUGUCACAAAACCAUUUAUGUUACCCCCUGUUGCAGCCAGCUCCCUUAGGAAUGACAGCAGUAGCAGUAAUAGGAAGGCCUCAAAUUCCACUGGAGACUCCAGUCUACAAUGGGCAGCCAUGGCGCUGCCGGCAUUCUUUUCUCUUGUAAUUGGGUUUGCUUUUGGAGCCUUGUACUGGAAGAAGAAACAACCAAAUCUUACAAGGGCAGUUGAAAAUAUACAGAUUAACGAAGAGGAUAAUGAGAUAAGUAUGUUGCAAGAAAAAGAGAGAGAGUUUCAAGAAGUGUAAUUGUGGCUUGUAUCAACACUGUUACUUUCGUACAUUGGCGGGUAACAGUUCAUGUUUGCUUCAUAAAUGAAGCAGCUUUAAACAAAUUCAUAUUCUGUCUGGAGUGACAGACUGCAUCUUUAUCUGUUCUUGCUACCCACAACUCUGUAUGGAUGAUUCAGAAAUUGGAACAAAGUGUUUUACUGUGAAACUGGCACUGAAUUAAUCAUAUAUAAAGAAGAACUUGCAUGGAGCAGGACUCUAUUUUAAGGACCUGGUGGACUUGUGGUCUCAUUUAGAACUUAUAGCUGAUGUCAGAGGAGAAAGCACGUGUUCCAGACUGCAUGCAUCAUUUUGCAUGCCUCCAGAGAUGUCUAAUUGCUGAAAAGCCACACAGCUUUGCUUUCAGUUACAACCUGCAGUUCCUAGUUAUUUUGGUCUCUGCAAGUAGAUUUCAGCCUGGAUAGUUGGGGUAAUAAUCUUUCUCAAAGGGAUCUAGAAAAAAUUUUAAAAACAAAAACCUAAUAGUGUCAACCACUGUACAUAUAGAAAGCAGUGGGAACAAACUGAUUGGAGUAGGCAAUGUGUCAGCCUUGUAUCUGCUGAUUAAUGAUAUGGGUCUGAUCUUGGUCUCUUCCUGACAUGAGCCACGCCCACCUACAUCCCACUAGACAAAUGGACAUGGCUGGCUGGAUCUAUCUGUGUAGGGGAGCCAGUACUGCAUUAGAACAGUGAUGCCUUUGUAGAGGGGAAGACUCCGAAAGAGUCAUCGCACAAAGAAGCUAUGAACAUUGAACAGUGGGGCAGUCGCCGUGGAGGACAUUUGGCACCCCUGGUGAAGACGGCCUUUUACCUUGACCACUAUAGAGUGUAUAAAUCGUGCUUGCAAAAUCUAUUAUGAAGUGUUUAUAUUCUAAAACUAUUACAGAGUUAUGUAAAGGGACUUAGGAGAAAUUGCUGAAUGUAUGAAAAGUCCCAUUUUCAAUUUCUGCCAUGGGAGAGUAAAAAUAAAUUAUGAUAUUUAGUAUCUAAGGUUAGGAAACCACACCCACAUGCUGAUAUGGGUGUUGAAAACUAGGUUACUUGGCUUUUACAAGAAUGCAAGGAAUCGGGAAACUUUAGUUAUUUAUAGUAUAAUCACCAUUAUCUGUUUAAAGGAUCCAUUUAUUUAAAAUCAGGCGCUCUAUAGUCAUUAAGGUUUAGGAAUUAAAAAUAAGAGAGCUUUAUGUAGUUAUGCAUGUCAGUUUGCUAUUUAAAAUUUGUGAUGGCGUUUGUCAUAUUAAGAGUGAAUUUGGCAAGAAUUUCCAAGAUGGACAUUGCGCUUUUAAACUAGAAUUUACAAGAGAUUAUGUGAAUUCCCUUGCCAAUUUUUUUAAUAGUGAAAGGAACAUCUGACUAAAGUCAAAGAAUGAUUUCUUAUGGUUUAUUCUGAUGAAGAUUCUUUUAAUAUGUUACAAACAUACACAUAAAGGACUCCAAAGCUUUCCAUUCUAACUUAAUCCUUGUAAUAACAUUAUUGCCGUGUUCUACCAUCAUCAGAUGACCAUUUUCAAUGUAGUGAUACGAAAGAGCAUAAAAAGCUAACUUUCCUUUGAUUUCAAAAGUCCAAGAAUUUCUAAUAUCAUUGGAUUUUAGCUUACGUUCAAAGCUGAUCCCAAUACAACUCCAGUUAAGUGGCCUUGGCUCUUUUUUGUACCAAAGAGCCCAGAUAAUUUCUAUGAUCCCUUCCUUCUCUAAAGUGCUGUGGUUCUUCAAACACUAGUCAUUUUGCUACAUCCAACCUAGGUGUUUUGGGAAGCUGCAUUAAUUUAUUCAGGCCCUCAGAUAUCCCAUGGUACAAUUGAUUAAUAAUAAAAUCAGAAAUCAGUUUAAUUGCUGAAGGGACCUGUCUCGGUGUGUGAUAUUGAUGUUUUGAGGAAAAUUGACAUAGAUUAAUAUGCAUUGUGUGUGUAGGUCAUGUGUAGAUUGAGAAGAUUGAUACUUCUCAAUCUAAUAGUUUGGUCUAUUUUGCCAAUGGUUUUGAUUUUCUUAGGCACAUGAAAGUGCUAUUUAAUGAGCUUGAGAGUACAGUAAAUGUACUUUUGUUCUCAAAGCUAGUAGCUGGGUUUUAACACUUGAGGUCAUGGUCCUAAUCAAUAGAAUUAAAUAGACAAAUUCAGCAAGUUAUGAAAUUUGGCAUAGUAGGCGAGGGGAGAUGUAUUCUGCAUAAAUAAACGUAUUGGUUCCUUGAGUUACAUGGAUUACCAAUUUUUAAAACACUAAAGUUCUAUAAAGUGCAUGAACAGUAGAAAAAUGCUGAACGUUAUUUUGGAUGCUAGCUGCUUGGGCAUUAACUGUGUCGUAUCUGCUUUGAGAUAAAAAAAAUACACAUAUAUAUCUUGGCUUUAUUUUAUCCAAUAUUUGCUCUGAAUAUCUUUCUUCAUAAAUCAUGGAAAACGCACAACUGACAUUGUAAACCAUGAAAUCACCUUUUAAAUUGGUGUCAUGUAUCUGAUAGUUCUCUUUUGUAAUGUUUCAAAAUUGCCUUUUAAAAUGACCUCAGAAGUCUGCAGAUUCUAAAUUAUACCAAAAGCUUU